AUGCCUUCUAUCCCCCACCGCCGUAAUGUUGUCUGCCGUUGUGCUCAAUGUAGCAGAAAUUCACAGGGAUACUCAUUGGUGACAAGCAGAACCGCUGAGCGCCAUAUUAGAAAAGAUGAGCUUGAGAGAAUCGAGAGACUGGAUAUGGCUGAAAGAUUGGCAAAUACUGUGCAAGAAGAACAAAUGAUGGACGUUGAUACCCAAUACGAUCAGGCCGACUCACCUGAUUCGAAUGCCGCCACGAUGGCUGACAAUGUCUCGGUAGACGAUGAGAUCAGCGAGGUCAAUGGCAAUGACUCUGACAUUGAAAGAGACAUAAACUCUGACUCUGGCAGUGGUGAAGAAGAAGGUGUCGAGACAGACGUUGAAGAGUUUGUUAAUGAAGACCCAUUUGAUGCUCCUAACAUGCCUGAAAACCCUGUCCAUCGGUUCAUUGCUACCUUUGCCGUUCUUUUUAUCUCACGUUAUGUUGUUAACAAAGGUGCCGCCGUAUUGAUUGAAUUUAUCAAUCAGUUACUCAAGAUCUACGGCGAAGAUUUCCAAUUACCAACAAGUCUUAUUGGCCUGCAAAGAAUGACUGGUUUUUCCAAUUACGCCAAUGGUAUCAAGAAGUCUGUUGUAUGUGAAGACUGCCACAAGGUUUACGAACAAGAUGUGCCUCUCCCUACUCAUUGCGACUUCAAAAAGCAUGGUUCUCAAUCAGCAUGCAAUUGUGAAUUGAUGAAGGUUUCAUCUUCUGGUGCCAUGGUAGCCAAGCGAUCAUACGUCUACAACUCUAUCCAGAGAUCAUUACAACUGCAUCGCCUUGGAUACUUUGAUCUAGUACGUGGAACGAUCAUCGAUCCCAUGCAUAAUUUAUUCCUGGGGACACCAAAGAGAAUGAUGGAGCGGUGGAUAAAAGAAGGACUGAUAGACGAUAGAAAGCUAGCUACGAUGCAAACAAUGGCAGAGACAAUGGUGGUGCCAAUGGAUUACGUGGUGUUGAAAUCAAAGAUCGGAAAGGGCUUUCCAUACAUGAAAGCUGAUGAAUGGAAGUCCUGGGUGCUAGUGUAUUCGCCUAUCUUGUUGAAGGCCGUCCUGCCAAUUGAAAUGUUCAGAAAUUGGAUCAGUUUUGUUGAUGCCUGCCGCCAAUUAGUAAAGCCAAGCAUCACGUUCUCUGACAUUGAUGACGGCCAUAAAUUUCUUCAAGAAUUCUGUACUGAGUGCCAGCGUAUUUACACUCCAACUAUUCUCACCUGUAACAUGCAUUUACAUCUCCAUCUUCGCGAGACCAUCCGUGAUUUUGGACCAGUAUAUGGAUAUUGGCUCUUCGGGUUUGAGCGAUAUAAUGGUCUGCUAAAGAACGUGAAUACGAACAGAAAAGAUUCCUUUGAGGUUACAUACAUGAAUAGUUUCGUCCAAGAUACAUUCAAAGGUGAUUUCGUUCAUGCUGCUCUCACAUGCCCAAGCCAAGUACCGUUUCUUCCUCUUCUCGCCAAGCUUACUGCCACAGCUCAACCCUCCACUUCAAAAAAUACAAUAACUUUUCCCCAGCGCCCGUUCAGACUAUCAGCCUUCAUCCAAGCAUACUCAAACCCUUCUCUUCCAGUCCUUGGCAAUGAACCUCUUCCUCCAUCCGCAUUUCCUCUCCAUAUCGAACCCCCAUCAGCAAUGAGUGAUGUCGACUAUCCUCAUUUGCUUGAUUACUAUAAAGUCGCAUACUGCAUGCCAAAUCUUGAAGGUUACCAGCAUCCCUCCUCUCCAUUCUCCUUUGUCGACAACCAAAUCAUAAAGUUGAAAUCAAUCAAUUUGCUUGGUCAGGUUUACAAAGGCUGCAAAUAUGCUUCUGGUCGCGGCUCAUUUGUUCAAUCUCUGUUCCUUGGAAGUCAAGGCAAUAAUUGGUUGGCAUACACUGGCCAAAUUCAGUAUCUGUUCUUGCACUCUUUCACUCCACCAGCAGACAACACAGAGCUCCAAACACGUGUCGUUUAUCAAGAUAAACACGUGUUUGCGUUUGUUAAGUGGUUCCAGAUUGAGCAUGACCGUUCAAGAGAGUUGGAAAGUGUUGACAUCUGCAGUGCAGAUUUUAUUGCGUGUGAUUUUGAAUGCAUCUUGCCAGUACAUCGAAUAUCAUCAGUUGUUGCAACAUGUGAUUAUAAAACCAGCACAAAUAAUAAGAAAAUACUUGUCAACGCUUUACCACACAAACAAUACAAUUAA
Molecule: messenger RNA, 2199 nt
Organism: Phycomyces blakesleeanus NRRL 1555(-)
Lineage: Eukaryota; Fungi; Mucoromycota; Mucoromycetes; Mucorales; Phycomycetaceae
Product: C2H2-type zinc finger transcription factor
Exons: 5
Coding region: 1-2199 (732 amino acids)
Source: RefSeq, a predicted model, not a curated record